AUGAAGGAUACCCUGACAGACGCUAAUUUUCCACGAACCGCAGAUCUGCGGGUUUAUCACCUAGGAUUACGCCCCAGCGAGGUUGCCAAUCGUAUCAUAACGGUUGGAUCGCCUUCCAGAGCGAAAGCGAUCGCCGCUUUUCUCGAUGACACCCCGCAACCAUUUGUACUCUCCUCCGAGCGCGGAUUUUUGACGAUAACUGGUCGUUAUAAAUCUGUGCCUAUAUCCAUUGUAAGUAUAGGGAUGGGAAGUCCAAACAUGGACUUCUUUGUACGAGAAGUAAGGGAGUGUCUGAGCGGGGAUAUGGCCGUCGUAAGGCUUGGAUCUUGUGGCGCGCUGGUUGACGCACCUGUGGGAUCUGUGGUGAUACCGAGGGCCAGUGUCUCCAUCAAUCGCAACGUCGAUUUCGAUUUUACAAAUCCAGGAAAGUGCGACGAGGUUGCCUACAGAAUAAGCAAGCCAGUCUCUGCUGAUCCGACCCUCCACCAGGAGCUCUCGCUGCUGCGAAACCCGCCGCGUCAAAGCUUCUAUUCCUCUCAAGGGAGGCAAACUUCAUUUCAAGAUCAUAAUUCCGAUCUUAUCGAACAAUUACAAACGGAGAUUGAAGAUUUGGCAACACUAGAGAUGGAAACCUUCCACUUGUAUCAUUUGGCUAGAUGUUGGGGUGGCCGGACCACACCAUCGACAACGCAAUCGACUCCUCUUACGACUGGACCAGUCAGGCCAGUUCUGUCUUUACCCUUGACGCCGAUAUCCACAGUCCCUCCCGUCUUACUAGCGUCACCGAACUCCGUCAUCAGAGCUGCUGCUGCUCAGAUGGUUUUUGCCUCACGUACAUCUCAGGAUUUUAUUACCCCAGAGGAAGUUAGCGAGCUGGAACAUUGGACAGGUCAAGGUGUUUUAAAUGCGUUGGCGAAUUUGGAUAUACCUCCGGAGCGUCUACACUCGGAACAUGGAAGCGUCUGGGAAGUUGUGUAG
Molecule: messenger RNA, 978 nt
Organism: Laccaria bicolor S238N-H82
Lineage: Eukaryota; Fungi; Basidiomycota; Agaricomycetes; Agaricales; Hydnangiaceae
Exons: 10
Coding region: 1-978 (325 amino acids)
Biological process (GO): uridine catabolic process
Cellular component (GO): cytosol
Molecular function (GO): uridine phosphorylase activity
Source: RefSeq, a predicted model, not a curated record